GUUUGAGCUAAAAAUAAAUAAGUAUUUCCGUCGCAAGAGGAUAUUAUUCGCAAAAAAUGGUUUGAGAAGAGGGAAGCGACUAGCACUUUUUUUUUGUAGUUUUCCGUUUAUAUUAUAAGGCGGGUGAUUUCGGAUCUUCCAUCGGAGAAUAUGAGCAACGUCACCGGCGAUCGCACUGACGACGGCCUUUCGACCGGCGUCGCAGUCUCCGGCUCUGCAGCCGUCCAGACUUCGCCUCCCACUGAUCGUCCGGUCCGCGUCUACGCCGAUGGGAUCUACGAUCUUUUCCACUUUGGUCACGCUCGAUCUCUCGAACAAGCCAAGAAAUCGUUUCCAAACACUUACCUUCUUGUUGGAUGUUGCAACGAUGAAACUACCCAUAAGUAUAAGGGAAGGACUGUAAUGACUGCAGAAGAGCGAUAUGAAUCACUUCGACAUUGCAAAUGGGUGGAUGAAGUCAUCCCGGAUGCACCAUGGGUGAUCAACCAAGAGUUUCUUGACAAUCACCGGAUUGACUAUGUAGCCCAUGAUUCCCUUCCGUAUGCUGACACCAGCGGAGCUGGAAAAGAUGUCUAUGAAUUUGUUAAGAAAGUUGGGAGGUUUAAGGAAACAAUGCGAACUGAAGGAAUAUCUACCUCAGACAUAAUAAUGAGAAUAGUGAAAGAUUACAACCAGUAUGUCAUGCGUAAUCUGGAUAGAGGAUAUUCAAGGGAAGAUCUUGGAGUUAGCUUUGUCAAGGAAAAGAGGCUUAGGGUUAAUAUGAGGCUAAAGAAACUUCAGGAGAGGGUCAAAGAACAACAAGAAAGAGUGGGAGAAAAGAUACAAACUGUAAAAAUGCUGCGCAACGAGUGGGUAGAGAAUGCAGAUCGAUGGGUCGCUGGAUUUCUUGAAAUAUUUGAAGAAGGUUGCCAUAAGAUGGGAACUGCAAUCAGAGACAGUAUCCAAGAGAGGUUAAUCAAACAAAUUUCCAGAGACAGGCUGGAGAACGGUGAGGCUGAUGACACCGACGAUCAAUUCUAUGAAGAAUACUUCGACCAUGACAUGGGAAGCGACGAGGAUGAAGAUGAACGAUACUAUGACGAUGAGGAAGAAGUUGAUGAAGAGAAAGAGAAAACCGUUAAGACGGAUGCGAAAGACAACAAGUAAGAACAAGUUUGGUUUGCAGAAACCGAAGGUUAGUUUACUCAUGACCACUUCUACUAAGUUCCAUUAGCCUUUCACUCUCUCUCUCUCUCUCUAUCUCUCUCCGUCAGUUAAAUGCAUCUACACUCAACAUGUAAUAUUAAUGUUUAGAAAGAGAGAGUGUGUGUUUGAUGCGUGUGUGUGUUGAAAAUUCGAACGUGGGUGCCUGUCUUCGGUGAGUUGUCUCAUCUUUGUUGAUUUUUGUAUACGCAUGGUUUCUCUUUCGCUACUUGGUAUCAUCUGUAUCAUUUGUUUCAUCUUUUUUUCUUUGUAUAAUGGGCAAAGUGUUAUGAAGUAAUAA
Messenger RNA from Eutrema salsugineum, 1483 nucleotides. Its product is annotated as choline-phosphate cytidylyltransferase 1. NCBI's taxonomy places the organism in Eukaryota, Viridiplantae, Streptophyta, Magnoliopsida, Brassicales, Brassicaceae. The record is from RefSeq and is a predicted model, not a curated record. The coding region runs from base 151 to 1146 and encodes 331 amino acids. Gene Ontology annotation, molecular function: phosphatidylcholine binding; choline-phosphate cytidylyltransferase activity. Gene Ontology annotation, biological process: CDP-choline pathway. The transcript has 8 exons.